Urocitellus parryii (Arctic ground squirrel) is the source of this 402-nucleotide messenger RNA. RefSeq names its product large ribosomal subunit protein eL42-like. Gene Ontology annotation, biological process: translation. Lineage: Eukaryota; Metazoa; Chordata; Mammalia; Rodentia; Sciuridae. The record is from RefSeq and is a predicted model, not a curated record. Gene Ontology annotation, molecular function: structural constituent of ribosome. Gene Ontology annotation, cellular component: ribosome.
AUGCCCUCCUAUCAUUGUGAUGGAAUCUGUCAAGAAGCCCUCACUCCUUUUUUUCUUGCCGAUAACACUGUCGCUGUUGCAAACUUGGUGAACGUUCCUAAGACCUGCCGGACGUUCUGUAAGAAAUGUGGCAAACACCAACCCCAUAAAGUGACACAGUACAAGAAGGGCAAGGAUUCUCUGUAUGCACAGGGAAAGCGGCGGUAUGACAGGAAACAGAGUGGCUAUGGUGGGCAGACCAAGCUAAUUUUCAGGAAAAAGGCUAAAACUAUAAAGAUUGUGCUGAGGCUUGAGUGUGUUGAGCCUAACUGCAGAUCUAAAAGAAUGCUGGCUAUUAAGAGAUGCAAGCAUUUUGAACUGGGAGGAGAUAAGAAGAGAAAGGGCCAAGUGAUCCAGUACUAA